AUGACUUACACGGCUCAUCACCACGCAAACCCCAAUAGCGGUAACCCAGAGACGACCUCAGGAGGCUCCUUUGCGAAAUCUGCACUUCAGCAUUCUUCAUUCAUCACUUCAAACACACCAACAUCUACAUCCAGAGUGCUUCAAGAUCAUCCUUGGCUGGACAAUGCAGCAGACAACUUCAGGCCACCUCGACCAGAGUUCCAGAGGAACAAGGAUACACGCGCUAAUGAUCCUUCAACAGCAACUGACGAUAACCCAUGCUCUAAUCCCAUGACAUCAGCAAUGGACAAUGGCCAAAUAUCGCAAGACAACAGUAACCAAACUGCUAACCAUCCCGUUGCUGUUUCAGAUCACUACACAGGCCACGCACACGUUGGGUAUGAGUCGGAAGAUGGCGAAUACUCAGGCAAAUCUGCCGACCUGGACGUUCACAAUAUCGAACAUGUUCCAGUGGAUCUUAGGAUGUCUAGCCUAUCGCACAACAAUCAGCAUGUCUCCGAGUCUAGUUCUGAGGCAGAUUAUCAACUUCAAGCUGACUUCCCUCAACCCGAAACUUCGCUUUACAAGGAAGCUGGGCCAUCGCUUGAACGCCAGCAUGAUAUGCUUGAUGACAGACAUUCACGUCCCGUAGAAAAGCCGUAUGAAUGUAAGUUUUGCGAUAAAUCAUUUUCUACUCAAUCCAGUCUAACAUCUCAUGAACGUACGCACCGAGAAGAGAAACCUUUCAAGUGUAAAGUGUACGAUAAAGUCUUCGAUUGGCGAUCUCUCUAG
Molecule: messenger RNA, 771 nt
Organism: Sycon ciliatum
Lineage: Eukaryota; Metazoa; Porifera; Calcarea; Leucosolenida; Sycettidae
Product: zinc finger protein 436-like
Exons: 1
Coding region: 1-771 (256 amino acids)
Biological process (GO): regulation of transcription by RNA polymerase II; embryo development
Cellular component (GO): nucleus
Molecular function (GO): DNA-binding transcription factor activity, RNA polymerase II-specific; RNA polymerase II transcription regulatory region sequence-specific DNA binding
Source: RefSeq, a predicted model, not a curated record